Messenger RNA from Lithohypha guttulata, 444 nucleotides. RefSeq lists its product as uncharacterized. Gene Ontology annotation, molecular function: carbon-sulfur lyase activity. The transcript is spliced from 2 exons. The coding region runs from base 1 to 444 and encodes 147 amino acids. NCBI's taxonomy places the organism in Eukaryota, Fungi, Ascomycota, Eurotiomycetes, Chaetothyriales, Trichomeriaceae. The record is from RefSeq and is a predicted model, not a curated record.
AUGGCAGCUGCUAACGCUCUUCGUCGAGGCUCAUGUCUUUGUCGCAAGAUCACCUUCACGCUAACAGGUGCACCUGCCAGAAACAUUCAAUGUAACUGCCUCAAUUGCCAAAAGUCCAGCGGCUCAGCAUUCUUGACCAAUAUACUGUACAAGCACGAGCAAUACAGAGUUGAUUCCGGCUCAGAGUUUGUCAGGAUAUACGAGGACCGUGAUACAGAUUCUGGAUCAACCCUAGAACGUGCGUUCUGUUCCAACUGCGGCUCCAACCUCAGCAUUCGCAAUGUGACAAACCCAAAGUCGAAGGACAACGUCGUGGUAUGCGCGGGUAGCGUUGACGAUAACUACAAGGACUUUGUGCCUCAAAGCCAGCUCUUCGCCCAUCGAAGACAUGCUUGGGUGCCUGAGAUACAGAAAAAGAAGAAGCCGGAAGCUUCAAAAAUCUAA